GUUUCAAAUAUGUGCGUGUAAUUGUGAUAAUAUAUAUAUGAAACAUGGAUUGGUCCCCGGAGGACGAUAUUCCUGGAAGGCUCCUUCACCAGGCUGCUCUGUGGGACAAUGUCGACCUUUUGGAAGAUUUACUUAAAGGCGACCAAAGUGCCAUGAUAAAUAGUCAAGACAGUUGGGGCCGAACACCUUUACAUGCUGCUGCAAUAACUGAAGACUCAAGAUGCUUAAGAAUUCUUCUUCAAGCAGGUGCUGAUCCGAACAGCAAAUGUGGACCGAGAGCUGAUAAUUGUACGGCCCUGCACAUGAGUGUAGCCCACGGUCAUGCAGGAAACGUAGAAUGCCUAUUAGAAUUUGGAGCAAAUUUUACAGACAAAGACAUAUCAGGAAUGACUGCUCUCGAUAUAGCAGAAAGGGAAGGCAAUGUUGAAUGCAUUAACCUGCUGAAAAAUGCUUCAGAUGAGCGAGAAAGAGCGCAGCAGGCACUGCGCUGCGCCGUAUCCCGCGGCGACAUGCGGGCUGCACGAGAACUGCUGCAGCAGCUUGGGCCGGAGGCGAAGGCUGUCGUUAAUUGCGCUCCGGGAGGAACCAAUACACUUCUAUUUAGUGCUUGCCAAUUAGGUCGCACUGAAAUGGCGACAAUGCUGCUGCAGCAGGGAGCAGAACCACGGGCACAUCCCGUAACUGGAUAUACACCAUUGUACACUGCUUGCCAUCAUGGACAUGUCAACACUGCUAAACUGUUGUUGGAAAAAUAUCCUGAAUUAGUCCAGCAAGCUACGAUGGAAAAGUGGCUUCCGUUGCAUGCUGCAUGCAUCAAUGGACAUGUUGAAGUAGUUCGGCUGCUGUUAAGUUUUCAUUAUCCGGAGCACCUUUUAACAACAUAUACGGAUCAGGCAAAUAGAUGGCAAUGGCGAUUGGCUUUUGAUCCGAAUGCCCAGGAUGUUACCAAGCAAACUCCACUAUACAUGGCAAGUCUUUUAGGAAAUAAAAAACUUGUUGAUCUCUUAUUAGGCUGGAGAGUGCCUGCUACCAGAACACAUGAGAAAAAUGAAGACAGCACUCCGUCCUCGGCUACACCUACACCAUCACCAAGUAGUCCUAUUAAAAGAAGAAUCUCUGAAGGAAUUCAGAACAUCAUGAGUAAAUUGAGUUUGGGUUCAUCACAGCAACAGGAUUCUCCGCACGAACGCAUGCUGACUCCCCUUCGUCCAGAUAUCCUCUGCGGCACCGCAGCAGUCGAUUCAUCAGGUGCUGGUGCUCGAAAUGGAGCAGGAGAAACAGCCUUAGGAGCAGCUGUACGUGGAGGACACUUGGAAGUUGCACGAGCUCUAUUGCGUGCUGGAGCAGAUCCCAAUUUGGGAGGAGGCGUCACUGACGGCAACGAUUUGGGAACAAUUAACUCUGAUCAUGAAUCAUCAAUCCGUAACUCUACUGCUCCACAAACUCCUCAAUCGACGCCGACCACCGCCGUAACUCCGAUAACAUCACCGUUAUCGCCAACGUCUGCGCUUAUAACGGCUGCUUCUGGUGUUUCCGGUCUUCCGGGCAAUUCUACAGGUUUAUCAUCACCUUUGGUGGAGGCGGCCAGACAGCGCAGUUUGCCGCUGGUCGAGUUACUUUUGCGCCAUGGAGCAAGGGACGACGCAGGGGAUGCAGUUGCUUGCGCCGCCGCGAACCAGGAUGAACUGAUUGUGGCUCGAUUGUUGGCGACCAAGUCUUAUCCUGAUCCAGAAUACAAGAUAAAUAAACGAGCUUUAGAUGCAGCAGGAUCUGUGGUUGCAGCAAGGACUGGUGAUAAUGUCACGAUGUCACCAGUGCGUCAGACCAAGGCAAAUGAGGAUGCUGUUACUUACAGUGCUCUUUUUCCGAGUACUCCAACUAUGCUAAAUUGGCAUAAUCAACGAUGCCACUUGAGUAAUAUCAGACCACAAUGGCUAAGUGCAGCAGCCCUGCACUGCAACCCAAAAUUAAAGGGACAUCCCAAAGGAGCAGAACUCGCAUUGGCUGCUUUGACACGAAUUGAUUUAUCCUGCAAUAGUUUGGUUAGCCUUCCAGAAGUUGUUUUCCAGCUAACCAGCCUUAAAUAUCUAAAUGUAGCUCAAAAUAAAAUAGAGCGUUUGCCAUUACCCAGUGAAAACAAAUCUAAAAAACGUUAUGGCAAAAAAGAUCCGACCAAGCACGAUUAUGGUUGCCAAGUGCUCGAAGAAAUUUAUCUACAGGAUAAUCGUCUAGAUGAGUUGCCAGAGGCUUUGUUUAGACUUCCUGGUCUCAUAACAGUUGAUGCAUCAAAUAAUAAAUUACGGAGCUUGCCUUUUGCAAUGUGGAGGGCUCCACAAUUAAGGGAAUUGAGUGUGGCUUUUAAUUUGUUAAGAGAACUUCCAUUUCAAGACGAGGCUAUAGAUAGUGAUAACGAUGGAGUUAGUGUAAGUUCCAGUGAUUCUCGUCUAUCUCUUAGUGAAUGUAGCAAUACCGAGUCUGCUGAUAAUAGUUUUAAACAAAAACAUUGGGCUGUGAGUGAAAUAGAACUGCAGAAACACCACAUAUGGUCGAAUAGUUUAGAGAUAACCGAACAAGUAUUACAUUGUGAAGAUAAUGUUACUGAAAAUAGUUCACAACUAUCUUCGUUGAAUUUAGCACAUAAUUUAUUCUCAAGCUUGCCAGUUGCUUUGCCAUGUCUAGCUGUAAAUCUCACAAGACUAAAUUUAUCUUACAAUAGUUUAAGAUCAAUGUCUCACAUUACGAGUUACCCUGCUAGUCUAAAACAACUUGAUCUUAGCCAUAACCAGAUAACAUGCUGGCCUAGUCUACCACAAAUCGAGGCAUGUGACUUGAUGGAGUUGGCUCAUUUGACAUGUUAUCAACCUCAAGAAAGUUCCAAUAUAAAAUCUAAACUGAGCAUACAAGCCUCCGGACACUCAGCAAGAUCUCUUCGCAGUGGUGUCCUGCAGGCAGUCUGCUGCCAUCGUCGUCAUUUGCGCCUGGACGCAUUGCGCACUCUGGUGCUUGCUGAUAAUCGUUUGCGAAGGAUACAACUGACGACAGACGACGAUUUGGAAGCGGCUGCAGGAAGUGGUAAUGCUGGAGGUGCUGGAGGCGGAGGCAGUUCUGCUGGGGAUUGGCUUGCUGUCGCUUGGUGUUUCCCAAAUCUAUCAAUGUUGGACAUCAGUAAUAAUUGUUUAAAAGAAAUUCCAACAGCCAUACAUGAGUUGUCCAAUCUUUCAGUACUCAAUGUCAGUGGUAACACUGAUAUUACUGAGUUGCCUCCACAUAUGGGCUUAUUGUCUCGUUUAUGGAAUCUUAAUACCAGAGGUUGCUCUUUGCAAGAACCACUGAAAUCUAUGAUCGAAUCUAAGAAGUAUAAGACAAUGGAUAUAAUAGGAUAUUUGAAGUCAAUACUCGAAGAUGCUAGACCAUACGCCAGAAUGAAAUUAAUGGUAGUCGGUAUACAAGGAAUUGGUAAAACUAGUUUGUUAGAACAGUUAAGACAGGAUGGUUCCAAUAAUCGAAAGAAAACUACAGAUCAUUGGGCCAAACGCAUGGGUCACAAAAACAUCAACCAAAAAACGCACAGAGGUACCAAUAUGUCCACAGUUGGUGUGGACAUUGGUGAUUGGACCCUUGAUCGCAAAGGACGUGGUCACCAGAUGCCAAAUUAUGGACCUGUGGUUUUUCGGACUUGGGAUUUCGGUGGCCAGAAAGAGUACUAUGCUACUCAUCAGUAUUUCUUGUCGAGGAGAAGUUUGUAUUUAGCUGUUUGGCGAAUAACGGAUGGCAGACGUGGUUUGGACGAGCUACAUCAGUGGCUGGUGAAUAUUCAAGCAAGGGCACCUGGUUCGCCUGUUAUAUUGGUUGGGACACAUUAUGAUGCAGUCGGAGAGUCGUUUCCUGUUGCUCUCGCAGAAGAACUGCAAGAACUGGCUCGAGAACGUUUUGUAGCUGCAGCAGGUGAUGCAGAAAAGCUCGGUUUACCUCGUGUUCUGGACAGCGUGCAGGUCAGCUGUCGAACUGGACGAAAUUUACGUCAAUUGCGUGAUAUGCUUUAUGAGACAGCAUUCUCUCUGAGACUUCCAGGUAGCAAGGAACCAUGGUUACAGCAACGUGUACCAGCAUGUUAUCUUGCAUUAGAAGAAUGUGUAUCUGCACUAGCGUCCAGGCUGCGAGCUGGUGGCGAACCUGUUGUACGAGGUGCAGAACGUUAUAGAACCUUGGUAGCCAGAGAAAUGCAAAGCAGGGGCCACAAACCGUUUAGAGACGCAGCAGAACUGGCGCAGGCUACCAUGUUUCUCCACGAUAACGGUGUUCUACUUCACUACGAUGAUGCCACUUUGAAAGAUCUAUAUUUUCUAGACCCUCAAUGGCUUUGUGAUGUACUCGCACAUGUGGUAACCAUCAGAGAAAUAAAUCCAUUUGCACGAACUGGCAUUAUGCGUUUGGAAGACUUGGCCCUUCUGUUUCGCGGUGCUUCUGCUUCCAUGAACGGUGUUGGAGGCUAUGUUGUUAGCUUGUUGAACAAAUUUGAAGUUGCAUUAACUUGGGAUAGCAGGACUUUGCUUAUACCAUCUUUGCUUCCUGCUGCAGAAGAAGAUAGGGGACCUGGUGAAGAAGUUACCGUUAAGAUCGCUUUGCGUUCAAAAGGUUGGGCUGUCAGAAAUAAAAAGCUUGCAUCAGGCGACAUGCCUUUUAUCUUGAAUUCUCCAUCAUUUUCUGAUACUCCUCGUGAUAUGUUAGAAGUAACAAAACGUGCUCGUCCAGAACGCGCCAUAUCCCGUUUGCUUCUAAUGUCUUAUUCACCAUCUGGAUUUUGGUCCAGAUUGAUGACCAGAGUUUUAGCUGAUGAUGCUGUUUUGGACGCCGUUCGGGGAUUUUUUGUUCUGCCUUCUGAUGUUUCUCAAGAUGCUGCGCUUGCAAAGGCAUUGGAUGUCAAAGCUGAAUGGUCUUUGUGGCAAACUGGCUUGAGACUUAGAUAUGGAGAUGUGACAAUAUUCACAAUGAGAGAAGUAACUGAAACCACGCCGAAGCCGUAUAAACAUCUUAGGUAAAAAUAAUUUAAAGAAGAAGGUGUCUGGUGCGAUUUGGAUGCACGCUCCUCAUCCGUCCUGGAAGUUCACUUUCCUGCACACGACCUGGUGGUCAGACGUCAUGUGACUUCACCUAUGAUGGAUGAUGAACACGAACCAGGAACUGAUCGUCGAAUGCGAUAUCAAACAAGUGCAGUAGAUAGAGGAGAAAUAGUUUUAACACCUUGUUCUAGGGCUACAGCACAAUUAUUGGCGUUGGCAGUUGAUCAUAUUGAUAUACUGUUGGAGGACUGGUAUCCUACAUUAGGUACAAGAUUUGUGCAUACUUCUGAAGGCAAAUUUUUAGUUACUCGAAUCGUACCUUGUCCAAAGUGUUUGUUGUGUGUACCAGCUGAUCAGAAUGAUCAAGGACCAGAUUCUCCUGAACCUGGUGCAAGCUCUUCACUUCAUGAUCGUCUCUCUAAGGCUUUUGUAGAACCCCCACGACCUCCGGCUCCUCAGCCAGUUGCUGCACCGCCUCAACGUCCUCGGGCUUCCCAAGAUUCCCUCCUGGCCUGGUCUGAUGGUGACAGCGGUGUAGGCCAAUCAGGUGGUUCAAGUCGUAACUGCUCCAUAGAAGGGGCUCCACAAAACGCUGCUCCAUCAGGUCCUGAAUCACCGCCCUUGCCUUUGAGCUAUUGUUGGACUGUAGAGGAAUGUAUUUUAGCAGCAAGUGAUACGAAAAGGGUGCAGUGUCCUUCGCAUGGGGAUCAGGAGUUGAAGCAGAUCGCACCUGAUACCGUUUUUAUGGAUUUAAGUCCACGCCUAAUAAUACGAUCCAAAGAAAUAAUUCGCGGUCCUCUUUUGGGUCGUGGAGCCUUUGGUUUCGUAUUUCGAGCUCAAUAUGCUCGAGAUCUUUCAUCAGCUGCAAGUGGCGAUGGGAAUCGACGUGGUGACACCAGAUCGGCAACAGUGGCGCCUCGUGAUGUCGCCAUGAAAAUGCUGCAACCGGUGCAACCUGGACCUAGGGCUCGUCAAAGCGCUAUAAUUGCUUAUAAGGCUGCUCAAGGAAAAUGGGAACGUGAUCCUUUGCAAUACGCAUGUAAAGCAUAUUGCACUGCACGACAGGAACUUAAUAUCCUACUUAAUUUAAGUCAUUCAAAUAUUGUGCCACUGGUUGGUGUAUGUGCUCGACCUUUAGCUCUUGUCUUGGAGCUGGCACCAGGAGGUGCCCUGGAUGCUGCUUUAAGGCACUUGCGUCGUAGUGGGGCUCGAUUACGUCCUAGGGCUCUGCGGGCUUGUGCUCUGCAAGCUGCUAGGGCUCUGGAGUACUUGCACGGGCGAAGGGUUAUAUACAGGGAUCUGAAGGCUGAAAAUGUGCUCGUGUGGCGCUUACCACCACCAGGAAUGGAUGCAGACACAGAGGAUGAUGUUCACAUCAAACUUGCUGACUAUGGUAUCUCGAGAUUAGCUCUUCCAAGCUCAGGUGCCAAAGGCUUUGGUGGAACAGAAGGCUUUAUGGCUCCUGAAAUGGCAAGACACAAUGGUGAACUUGAGUAUACUGAAAAAGUUGACUGUUUCUCAUACGGAAUGCUUUUGUAUGAACUGAUAGCUUUAAGACAGCCUUUUGAAGGCUGCGAAGCCGUCAAAGAGGCUGUUCUGGAUGGUGGACGACCACCGUUAACCAGCAGGGAAGCACAAUGUCCAUCCUAUUGUUUGGAUUUGAUGUCACUCUGUUGGUCAGCACGACCUGGUGACCGACCAACUGCUAGUCAAAUGGUGAGUUGUGCUAGUGCUCCUGAAUUUGCCAGACUGGCUGAUAUUGUUAGUGUAUCCAAAGCUGCUGCGACAGUUUCUGGCUCUGUUGGUGGAGUUACAGCUGUAUCUGCUAGAAGAGAUUAUGAUGAUCCCGAAGGAUCUUGGGAUCUCUUCAUCGCCCGCAGUGACCGUCGUGUUGAUGUAUUACAUUGUUACGAGUCUAGUGCUUCUUGGAGUCCAACAGCUCAUCGUCUUUAUGCCUCAGCAUCGAAAACUAGUAGCACUUCUUCUGGGGCACCAAAAAAAGUUGUUUCAACUGCUGCGUGUUAUGUGGAACCGUCUCAAGCUUUUUGGUUGGGAGAUGCUGCAGGAAGAUUGCAUGCAUAUGAUGCAACAGAUUGCAAACCAUUGUUCACAUAUGAAUUAGACUCAGCUCCUGAAGAGGGUUCAGAAGAUUCUGAAAACACUGCUGCUUUACCACCGUCUGCUGUAAGUUGUCUUUUACCGCUACCUGCUUACCAAAUGAAUAGGGACCAGGAUUUAUCAUCGAAUGAUAAACCAGAUUCAUCAGGUUUGGUUGCUUGUGCCCUGGCUGGUGGUCGUCUCUUCUUGGUCGAUGGAAUAGAUCCACCUGCAGGACCUUCACACUGCGAAGGAUCCUUUGUUCUCACCGAAUUGGGUCCUGGAGCACCUGUGCGCAGCCUUGCUUGUGUUGGAGAAAACGAAUCCUGUUUUGAGUUAUGGUGUGGUCUAGAAGGCGGGCAUAUAUCUAUUUUUACAAUGAAGGGCCAUUCUGUAUGUGGACAUGAUUCUGUAGAUCAUUUUAAUGAACAACACAUGCGAUUUCAUUCUGAUCAUAGACAGUUCUAUCACAAAGAGGACUAUGACAACGAGAGUGGAAACGACAGUUCUCCAGACACCGGUGUCCAUGUAGCUAGAGUUAAACAAAUUCAAAAUAAAUUAUCUAAAGAUUGCUCCAAUCAAACUUCUGUCACACUACUUCAGGCUGCUGGACAUAGAGUGUGGUCGUAUGUGCAUCCUGGUUGCAUAGUGUAUCAAUGGGACUAUGAGUCAAGAUGUAUUGAAAACAAACUGGAUUGUUCAAAACUUGUGCCUUGUUCUGAAAGUCUGAAAUCUAUUUCAAUUGAAGAACAUCUUAGCCCUGGCCGAUGUCAGGUAACAAGUAUGUGUGUUUUAAAUGAUGAAAUUUACAUUGGAACACAAUGGGGUUGUAUAAUUGUAGCAGAAAUGGAAUCGCUUAGGCCUAUUACAAUAUUUAGGCCCUAUGAGGAACAGGUCAGCGCCAUAAUACCUCUAACCUACGAACACCAAUCCGAAGACGACACUUCAACCAUCACCAGCACCACAACACCAUCAUCAUCCACCAUAUCCCGCUCCUGCUCCUCUCGUUUCACUUCAAGGGACCCCCGUUGCGAAAGGGCCUGCUGCGAGCCUCUCAUAGCCACAGUGGGGCUCGGUUAUCGGAGUCUCAUAGAACGUUAUGUGACUCCUGCAGGAGGUGAUAACACCUCGUCAAGGGAUGCUGGUGAAGUUAUUGGUUGUGAUGUUGCAUGUGAUGCUGCUGCUGCAGGAGGCGGGUGUUAUGUGAGAAAGGGGGCGCCACAUGCACUGCUGUGGAGGGCUGGACAUUGGGGAGUACCGUGAAAGGUAAUAAUUGAUUAUAGGGAAGAUGUAUUUGUUGAUUAUAGGUAAAUAUUUUAUAUUGUUUUGACGGAGGUGACAAAUAUUUAACAUGUUAAUUAGCAUGAUGAUAUCAGAAAAAAAUUCACA
Messenger RNA from Ctenocephalides felis (cat flea), 8546 nucleotides. Its product is annotated as leucine-rich repeat serine/threonine-protein kinase 1-like. Gene Ontology annotation, biological process: protein phosphorylation. Gene Ontology annotation, molecular function: protein binding; ATP binding; protein kinase activity. Lineage: Eukaryota; Metazoa; Arthropoda; Insecta; Siphonaptera; Pulicidae. The record is from RefSeq and is a predicted model, not a curated record.